AUGACGUGUGCAUCGGGCUAUGGCUCGUCGGCCACUGGCGCCACGGACGCCGCAGCCACGUGCACGCUGUGCCCCGCGGGUUCGUUCUCGGCAGGACAAUUCCAUCAGUGCGUCGCCACCAAGUGCCCACCUGGAACGAGUUCCCCCGAGGGCGCGGAUGUGCCCAUCCAGCAGUGCACUCUGUGCCCCAGUGGGUCCUUCUCCCGCGGCGGCAACGCUUCGUGCGAGGUUGGCCAGUGCGAUAUUGGAUUUGCGAUGCCCCCGGGGUCGACCCGUGCCGACGACUGCCUCCUGUGCGGUGACGGGUUCUACUCGACGGGUCGUGCGACGCAGUGCAUUGCCUGCAAGUGCGGCGCCGACUCG
Saprolegnia parasitica CBS 223.65 is the source of this 363-nucleotide messenger RNA. RefSeq lists its product as hypothetical. The annotation marks the transcript as partial. The record is from RefSeq and is a predicted model, not a curated record. NCBI's taxonomy places the organism in Eukaryota, Oomycota, Saprolegniomycetes, Saprolegniales, Saprolegniaceae. The transcript has 5 exons.